Molecule: messenger RNA, 6175 nt
Organism: Cucurbita pepo subsp. pepo (vegetable marrow)
Lineage: Eukaryota; Viridiplantae; Streptophyta; Magnoliopsida; Cucurbitales; Cucurbitaceae
Product: DNA glycosylase/AP lyase ROS1
Biological process (GO): chromosomal 5-methylcytosine DNA demethylation pathway; base-excision repair
Molecular function (GO): 4 iron, 4 sulfur cluster binding; DNA demethylase activity; DNA N-glycosylase activity
Source: RefSeq, a predicted model, not a curated record
AAAAGAAACUAUGUACAGCUCCUGAUAAGGUACUGAGACAUAAGAAGGUGAGAAUGGGCAAGAAGAAAAUAAGUAAUCACCUGAUCAAAGAGCUCUGCAAAUUUAUAAAACCCACCAUCUUUUUGUUUGGUUUUUCCUUUCAAUUCUCCCCUCACAGAGAUAAAGGGAGUGAAGGGUUGAAGGAAGAUAAGGAUUUCUUGGCUUUCCGGUGAGUAGUAACAACUCAGAUCUGGCCGACACUGACUCAGUCCUCCGUGAACGAAGAAUUACGUUAAGAAAAUAAGGCGUACCUUUGCCGGAAGCUGGCUUUUCUGGAGCAAGCUUGAGGGCUAAAUUGGCUCUUCUGCUUGAGUGAAAACCAAUCGAAUGGAUUCCGGCCAACAUGAGGGAAAUCCGGCCUAUGAUCAAGGCGGUUCCUGGAUUCCGGCAACACCCAUGAAGCCCAUUUUACCAAAACCUCCGCCGCAGCCGCUGAUCUAUGCAAGGAUAGACCGAAAUCAGCCACGGUCAUACUGGGUGGGAUCAGAGAGACUCUCAAAUUCGAACGAAGCUGAGACCAGCAGUGGAGUUGCAUGUUAUGGUGAAGCUAAUGGUUCUUACGGUUGGGAAGCAGCUCAGGCUGGGCGAUUCCAAGUGGGCUGUAAUGAUAAUGGAACAGUGGCGAAACCUUCUAUUGACGCAUUAGUAGAGGGCAUUCCCUUUUUGCAGCUAAUGGCACUGGCAGAUGCGGCUUCUACUGUGGGUGCGGAUGCUACAUUGGGUGGAAAUGCGCAUAUGUUCGAUUCUGGCUCCAGCUAUCGAAUUGAAUUGGAGUCUAGCUCUAUGAAGGGUCGUCUCAGUAACUCCUGCAUACCUGAAGCCACAGGGUAUGAAAUAUCUGACCAUUUCCGGCAUGCUUAUGACCUCAAUUUUCGAUCUGGGAUGGAAUCAGAUGCAGCUGCAAUCAGACUUACUUCCCAAUUCACACCUCCAACACCAGAUAUGGGCAAGAGUAAAUAUACAGGAAGAGAGACAGAAGUACAGCAGAUACCAACUGAGAACAGCAGGAAUGAUAGAGAACAGAACCACCACUGUCAUACUUUGAUAACAGUUGAUGGUGAUAACCUGAGAGAAAACUGUAGUACUUCAAUAACAAUUGGCGGGGAAAACCCGAGAGAAAAUAAAGAACUUGAUCCUGCAAUGCACUCAACAAUUACUGCUACCUCUACCCCAGAUGGAAAGGAAGGCAAGAAUGCUGGUAACCUGAAUAAAACCCCACCACCGAGGCAGAGAAGGAGAAAACAUAGACCUAAGGUCAUAAUCGAAGGAAAAACUAAAAGAACAAAGCCAAACUUGAAGUCAGACAGUUCCAAUCCAAGUACGAGAAAGCGUGUCAAGAAAAGUGGACUCAGUACGCCUUCAGCAACUCCCACAAUGCAAGUAACAGGUGAAAUCUCCGACCAAGAAAUGAUCGUGCAUAGAAGGAAGUCAUGCAGAAGGGCCAUAAAUUUUAAUUCUCAGGCACAGACAAGAGACGGAUUCUUCAAUUCAGGGCCACUGGAACAAGAUUCACUCACUCACAACUUUCAAUCAACUACAGGACUAGAGGAAGUGAGGCUUGAAGAAGUAGGCUCUUCCACCGAUCCAAAUUGGCCCACGAAUCAUAUGUUGAAAAGCUACAAGUCUCUGCCAGAAAAACAAGCCCCACCAGCUGAAAUUUCAGCUGAGAAUAAUUCUCCUGAGAGAAGACUGCAUUCAAACAACAAAAUGGGGAACACAGAACAACAUGGUAAAGUAAUUUCCAAUUCCGAAGAAGGAAACAUGGUAGAAACCAUGCUCAAUGAUGGCAAUCCAUCGGUACCAGGAAGUUCAAAUGGUCUUAUCUUCUGCAAGAACUCCAAUUCGACUGCAGGAGAGCAAGCAACUUGUUGCCUGACAAAACGUUCUCAGACCAACAAACAAGCAGAUGCUACGAGCAUAAAUUUAACAGGGGCCCAUUAUAAUGCAUUAUCUGCAUAUCAGUCGAUGUCCUGUUUACACUUUCCCCACAUUCACAAGAAGAAAAGAUCUGAGAAGGGCCAGAACCCAGUCUCCUCUAGUGCAUUUACUAGAACAACUGUAGCCACACAUUUCAUGAGGCCAGAAAAUGCAUGCUCUUUCAAUAAUCCUCAGAGAGAUCACAUGGUAUCAAGAUCCAACAUAGCUGGACCUCAGUUUAAUACUUGUAGAAGUAAAACCGCAGCUUGGCAUGAAGGAAACGACCUUCAGGGUAAGUUGCUAACAUAUGGAGGUAUCAUGGCUUUAGGUCAGACUGAGAGAACAAAAAAGAGACCCAGAACAACCAAACGACUUUCUAAAUUGUCUCCACCAGCAAGAAUUGAUGACUGUGAGAAGCAGCAAAUAUAUCCUACUAAUCAAACUUCUUUGGACAGUUCUGCAAAAAAUAUCAAUAUGUCUCGAACAUGCAUAAAUGGGCUAUUUGAGACAAUGCAUGCAACAGUGGCAAAGAAGAAAAGAACCAAGAAGAAUUUUCCUUCAAACUCAGCACUUCUCAAUAUAAACAAAGAUCUUCAGGACUGCAGAUCUGUAUCCUUCAAUCCUUAUCAAUUCUUUCCCAAAACAUCAGGCACUGCUUCAGAACAUGGCAAUCAAAUGUGCUUUAUUGAUGCCAUAAUCGAACAAUUUAAGCAUUUAGACAUCAACAAGGAAAGCAACAAUUUGGGAUAUAGAGAACGAGCACUUGUACCCUAUAACAUGCAAAAUCAGGCACUCAAUGCCAUUGUCGUUUAUGGAAGAGAAGGAACUAUUGUACCAUUUAAUCCUAUAAAGAAACGACGGCCACGGCCUAAAGUUGAGCUCGAUGAAGAGACUGGCAGAGUAUGGAAGCUUCUGAUGGGAAAUAUAAACAGCGAAGGCAUUGAUGGAACAGAUGAGGAAAAGAUUAAAUGGUGGGAAGAAGAGAGGAAGGUGUUUCGAGGGAGAGCAGAUUCAUUUAUUGCACGGAUGCAUCUUGUUCAAGGAGAUAGGCGUUUCUCUCAAUGGAAGGGAUCAGUCGUGGACUCCGUGGUUGGAGUAUUCUUGACCCAGAAUGUCUCCGAUCACCUUUCUAGCUCUGCCUUUAUGUCUCUUGCGGCACGCUUUCCUCCUAAGCCAAAGUGUCACCAACCAUCAUGCUAUCGAGAGCCAAUUAUAGAGUUGGAUGAACCGGAAGAAUACAUGUUAAAUUUAGAGGAUGGCAUGAAAUUUAACAAACAGAUAAUGCAGCAACAAAUAAGUGAAGAGGGGUCCUUGAUGAAAAAUGAAAUGGAAAAAAGUGAAGGACAAAUAAAUGUUGACAACAUUGAAUCUAGCGGAAGUAAUAUUGAGGAUGGGAGCUCAAACAAGGAGUCAGAAAAGAAAAGUUUUAGUUCAUCUCAUAACAUUCUUGAGACAUGUAGCAAUUCAGUGGGAGAAGUAUCGUUGACUGGAACCAGCCCAAUGCAAGUAUGUCUCUCUGGAGAGAGAGAAAUAUUUGAUUCGUUUUCAUUUCAAGACUGUGUGGAUUCUUCGAUUUCUCAUACCAGUGAGGGCAUUGAACCUUCCUCGGAGGGAAACUCAGAAGAUCUACCAAGCUGUGCCAAAGUGGCACACUUGGACUCUUCCUCAGAGGAGCUUAUUCAGAUGGCAGGACUAAAUACUCUAGAUGCUCAUGUUACAGCUGAUACUUCCGUUGACCAGUCAGAGAACACCACAAUCAAUAAAUUAGCAGGAAAGAAGUGUGACAAUGGAAUAGAUAGCACGUUCCAAUCAGAUGAACAGGAAAUAUUCAUAAAAGAUUCUGUCAGUCAUUUAAGUGGCUAUCAAAUGCAGCAAAACCACACCUCGGAAUCCUUGGAGGCUGACUGCUGCCAGACGCGCAAUGGAGUUAAAACUUCUAAUGAUUGCCAGAACAAGGAUGAACUUUUUCCUACUGAAGAAAGUACACAGACUGUAGAAUCUGACAAUCAUGCUAACGUUGAAGUAGAGCUCAUGGCAAAUAUCCACGAAGCACCAUUGUCUAGUAGUGAAUUAAGCAUUAAUGCAAAGGAGCCAAGCUUGACCUUACAGUCUCGAGGCAGUGUGAUCGAAGACCCUCAAAAUGUAGAGUCGCCAGCAGAAUGUACAGAUAAUGUGCGUAAAAUUCCACCAAAUAUUUCACCAAAUGCUACAGAAAUAGCAACACAGUCGAAUCCAAAGGAGUAUGACCAUUCGCUUAGUAACGAAUUCAAAAAGAUGAAACCUGAUACUUCAAAAUCUCCGAGAAAACAAGGUGCAAAGGAGAAAGAAGGGAGCAUUAAUUGGGAUGACUUACGAAAACAGGCAGAAGCCAACAGAAGGACACCACAAAGAACUGAAAAUACAAUGGACUCAUUGGAUUGGGAAGCUAUAAGAUGUGCUGAUGUGAAUGAAAUUGCACACACCAUCAGAGAACGGGGCAUGAACAACAUGCUUGCUGAACGAAUCAAGGAUUUUCUAAACCGACUGGUGAAAGAUCAUGGGAGCAUUGAUCUCGAAUGGUUAAGGAAUGUUGCACCAGACCAAGCAAAAGAAUAUUUACUAAGCAUAAGAGGAUUGGGACUAAAAAGCGUGGAGUGUGUGCGACUUCUUACUCUUCAUCAUCUUGCCUUCCCAGUUGACACAAAUGUUGGACGUAUAGCUGUACGACUGGGAUGGGUACCCCUUCAACCAUUACCAGAAUCCUUACAGUUGCAUCUUCUGGAAUUGUACCCUGUGCUGGAGUCAAUCCAGAAGUAUCUAUGGCCUCGGCUUUGCAAGCUUGAUCAAAGAACACUGUAUGAGCUGCACUACCAAAUGAUUACGUUUGGAAAGGUCUUUUGUACAAAAAGCAAACCAAAUUGUAAUGCUUGUCCAAUGAGAGGAGAAUGUAGGCACUUUGCAAGCGCAUUUGCGAGUGCAAGGCUCGGUCUUCCAGCACCAGAAGAUAAAAGAAUAGUCAGUACUACUGAAAGCAGAGAACUUAACGAUAACCAAGCCAGAACAAUCGACCAACCAAUGCUGUCCCUCCCUCCCCCAACAUUAUCACCUGAUGAAAUCAAGCUAUCAGAAUUAAGCCAUCAAUCUGGUAAAAUGACUGCAACUGGUACGUGCAUACCCAUUAUUGAAGAACCUGCAACACCAGAGCAAGAAAGCACCAUACAAGCUGCAAUCAGCGACAUUGAGGAUGCCUUCUAUGAAGAUCCUGAUGAAAUUCCUACAAUAAAACUAAACAUUGAGGAGUUUUCUUUGAAUUUACAGAACUACGUUCAAAAGAACAUGGAAAUUCAAGAAGGUGACAUGUCAAAAGCCUUAGUUGCACUAACCCCAGAAGCUGCAUCCAUUCCCAUGCCCAAACUUAAGAAUGUCAGCCGGCUGCGAACAGAGCACCAAGUCUAUGAACUUCCAGAUAACCACCCUCUUCUUGAAAAGUUGAAGUUAGAUAGAAGAGAACCAGAUGAUCCUUGCUCGUACCUUUUGGCUAUAUGGACACCAGGUGAAACAGCAAAUACCAUCCAACUUCCAGAAAAAAAGUGCGGUAAUCAAGAACAUCAAUUGUGUCAUGAGGAGGAGUGCUUCUCAUGCAACAGUGUCAGAGAAGCUAGCUCCCUCAUGGUUCGAGGGACUCUUUUGAUACCAUGCCGAACGGCAAUGAGAGGAAGCUUUCCACUGAAUGGUACCUAUUUUCAAGUCAAUGAGGUAUUUGCGGAUCACGAGUCAAGCCUCAACCCAAUAGAUAUUCCUAGGGACUGGAUAUGGAACCUUCCUAGGCGUACUGUGUAUUUUGGGACCUCCAUACCAACAAUAUUUAAAGGUUUAUCUACACAAGGCAUCCAACACUGUUUCUGGAGAGGAUUCGUCUGUGUAAGAGGUUUUGAUCAAAAAUCAAGGGCACCCCGACCUUUGAUGGCCAGGCUUCAUUUUCCAGCCAGCAAAUUGAACAGAGGAAAGGGUAAGACAGGGGACCAAUAAGAGGAGGUGAAGCCCAAACCAGGAUGGCACGAACAACAUAGCAGUAAGAAAAGAAACAUUUAGUGACACCGCAUCCAACCCAUGGCGAAUAAGUUAGUAUCCAUUUGUAAAUUCUUGUCUUAUACGUGAUUAACGGGAUUAGAAUUAGUCAUUUCAGGCACAAAUCCGAACCAUUCAUAUCGACCAACACUAGCCAUGAAUUAUUUACUAA